AUGACUCCGUACGUCAUCGCUCUAGGCGUGCUCGUCGCCCUGAUGACCUUCUUCCACGUGUCACCGUCGCAGCCGUCGGCUGGAUUAAGCUCCUUCGGUCCGUCCUACCUUCCGCCGAAUCUCGGCUGGGUCGCGUUUCUGUUUCCCAGCACGAGCAAGAUUGACGCGACAAUCUGCCGCGCGGAGGCGAAUUAUUGGGAGAACGUUGAGCGCAGGCGCAAGGAGUUCAAUGGCGCGCUACAGCCGAUGCUGGGCAACCCCGUGCGCAUGAAAGAGCUGAUUCUUGUUCCCACGUACACGUGUCCCCUCAACGAGCGCAUUGGGAAAUGGGGCGAUGGCGGGAAGUGGGCGUGCAUGCUGCCGUCUGUCAUCCAGAAGAAAGACCCCGUCGUGUACAGCAUCGGCAGCUUCGGCAUGUACUCGUUUGAGAAGGAGAUGCACCAAAUGCUGCGCACCAUGCCCUACACAUUCGACCCCUUCCUCCCCCCUGCAAAGCGCAACAUCAUGGCAUCCCUCCCCUUCCUCCACUUCAUCGAAAUCGGCCUCUCCGGAUCCGCCUCCCUCCCCGCCUACCGCGCGAAAUUCCCCGAGAAAAAAUUUGCGACGCUGCCCGAGAUUAUGGGGCAGUUCGGGCAUAAUUACGUGGACGUGUUUAAGAUUGACUGCGAGGGGUGUGAGGUCGAGUGGAUCAAGGACCUUGGCAAGCUGUAUAACAACACUGGAAAGAGGUUGGCGGUGCAUGGAGGGAAGCUUCCUUUUGGGCAGAUCCUCAUCGAAUUUCACAACAUGGACAAGAGCGUGAAGACCCUCACCAUGGUGUACACACUCGAGAAUCUCGGGUACCGCAUGUUCAGCAUCGAAUACAACCACCGCUGCGCCGUGUGUUGCGAGAUGAGCUUCAUUCAUGAGAGUCUUGUAAGGCCAGAUAGCGCCACCGAUUGCCGCCCGUUCCUGGCGCCCCCGCUAGAGGACAAGCUGGAAGUGGAGGUGGUGUCUGAGGGAGGUGCCUGGGAAGCUGGUGGGUUUUGA
Closterium sp. Yama58-4 is the source of this 1029-nucleotide messenger RNA. NCBI's taxonomy places the organism in Eukaryota, Viridiplantae, Streptophyta, Zygnematophyceae, Desmidiales, Closteriaceae. The record is from the annotation of a GenBank genome assembly.